GAAAAAGCAGCAAAGAAGAAAACUGGAAAGACGCGGGCGAGCUCUAACUGUUUUCGUGUACAGCUAUAAACCCCCAUCAGGCCGGGAUACGGUGAAGGUGAGAACAGGACUGGGGUCAUGCUGAGAAUACAUACCCUACUGGCUCUGCUGAUGCAGCUUCUCUGCUGCUGCCUGGCGGCUCCAAGCUACUCCAAUGGCUUCUUCUACCACGACAUCAUGAACGGCAAUGGAAAUGGAGAGAUUUACUUCAACGGGGUGCGUCUUCACGUGGAGACGACGGAGAUGCCGGUCUUUGCGCUUCGGGGCAGCAACGUCACGCUGCCCUGCCGCUACCGCUACGAGCCCGAGCUGAGCGCCCCCCGCAGGACGCGUGUGAAGUGGUCCUGGCUGCCCGCCGUCGGGGGCCACGAGACGGACGUGCUGGUGGCCGCCGGCCCCCGCCACCGCAGCUUCGGCGACUUUAAGGGCCGCGUGCGCCUGCUUCAGAACUCCCCGCGGGACGUCUCCCUGGAGGUCAGCGACCUGCAGCUGAACGACACGGGCCGCUACCGCUGCGAGCUGAUCGACGGCCUGGAGGACGAGAGCGUCACGGUGGACCUGGAGCUGCGAGGAGUGGUGUUCCCGUACCAGCCUCCUGGGGGGCGCUAUAACCUGAACUUCCAUGCGGCGCAGCGGGCCUGCCAGGAGCAGGACUCUGCUCUGGCCACGUUCGAGCAGCUCUUCUUGGCCUGGGAGGAGGGGCUGGACUGGUGCAACGCGGGGUGGCUAGCAGACGGGACGGUGCAGUACCCCAUCACCCUGCCCCGGAAACCCUGCGGGGGCCUGGGCAUCGCCCCCGGGGUGCGCAGCUAUGGCCCUCGUCACCGACACCUGCACCUCUACGAUGCCUUCUGCUUCUCCUCCUCCCUGAGAGGGAGAGUGUAUUUCCUGGAGCACCCUCAGAAGCUCAGCUUCACCGAGGCUGUGCAGGCGUGCCGGGACGACGGGGCGCAGAUAGCCAGGGUGGGCCAGCUGUACGCAGCCUGGAGGUUCACAGGCCUGGACCGUUGUGAUGCCGGCUGGUUAGCUGACGGGAGCCUGCGCUACCCCAUCACCAGCCCCCGGGCCAACUGUGGCCCCAAAGAGCCUGGCGUCCGCAGUUUCGGCUUUCCUGCCCAGCAGCAGAAGCAUGGCGUGUACUGCUAUGGGCCCCGGUAGACUGCGCAAGGCUAGGGAUCGCACACUCUGUUCACACAUCAGCCAGGACAGGCGGAGGACUCUCCCUCCAGCCCAGCUCUUCUAGUGUAUCUAUGUCAAUGGGAAUGUACCAGCAGUAAGAUGCCUUUUGUAUUUGUGCCAUUUCUGGCUCAAGGGCCGUUUCACCACCCAGUAUCACUGCUGGGACAAAUGCGCAUGAGAUAUAAAGACAGAGCCUCUAGCUAUUAGACUGCUGUACUAAUCAUUCUCACAUUAGAGCAAUACCUCAUGGAAGUAAACUAGGACAUUCUGAUCAGAAACCUGCUAAAAUGACAGGAUAGGAUAACAAAUUAAUGUUUUUUUUUGUAUUUUCUUUUUAAUCUUUUUUUAUUUCUCUUUUUCCCUCACUUCAUUAGACACCCCCUAUGAAAGGCAUCAUUGUGUACAUUUUCAUAGUAUGCUUUAUUUUACGUUAUAACAACAGGAUAUUUGCUGAAACAAUUCAGCUUGAUACUCAUAUGCGAGGAUACAAUAACAGCAGUCUUCCUAGUAUAGGAACUUCAUAUUGCUGCUCAACAGCAGCUGUGUCUUUCGUAAUGAUAGCACGCCAUCUCAGCACUGGUUUGUAUUGCUGCAUCACUACCAAGAAACACCAAAACCUUUGCUAACUAUGGAAACAGAGGAGAACUAUCUAGUUGUUUUAUAGUACUCUUUAAAUGUAUCUAAGUAUUCAACUGGACUUAAGUUUUGAAGAUCAAGCCUUUCCUUGUUUUUUCUAACUUCAGACUUCUGUGAAUUGUCCAUUAAUAGUAUUGUUAUUUAUGUCUGCAAUGUUCUGUGAUUUUUUUAUGUCACAAAAAAAUGUCAGUGAAAGCUGCCUUCAAAUGUAGUCUGGGAUGUGUUCACCCACCUGUAAUAAUGCUAUUCCAGUCUGAGAUAUGUACUGUACCUUUUAUAUAUUCAUAAACAUCAGUAACAGACUUAAGUGUGAUGUGAAAAGGGAUUCAA
Messenger RNA from Conger conger (European conger), 2184 nucleotides. Its product is annotated as hyaluronan and proteoglycan link protein 3-like. NCBI's taxonomy places the organism in Eukaryota, Metazoa, Chordata, Actinopteri, Anguilliformes, Congridae. The record is from RefSeq and is a predicted model, not a curated record. The coding region runs from base 118 to 1197 and encodes 359 amino acids. Gene Ontology annotation, molecular function: hyaluronic acid binding. Gene Ontology annotation, biological process: cell adhesion. The transcript has 5 exons.